This is a messenger RNA of Staurois parvus, 353 nucleotides long. NCBI's taxonomy places the organism in Eukaryota, Metazoa, Chordata, Amphibia, Anura, Ranidae. The record is from the annotation of a GenBank genome assembly.
GUGAUCAGCUGUGUCCAAUGACCAAUUGCCAAGCAGUGCCUCCCACCAGUGUCAAGCAGUGCCACCCAGCAGUUCCCAUCAGUGCUCAACAGCCAGUCACUGCUGCCAGUCAGCGCUGCCUAUCAGUGUUGCCCAUCAGUGCCACCUAUCAGUGCCCAUCAUUUCUGCAUAUCAGUGCAGCAUCAUCAGUGCCUCCUCAUCAAUGCCCACCAGUGCUGCCUCAUCAAUGCCACUUCAUCAGUGCAGCCUAUCAGUGCCCAUCAGUGCUGCCUAUCUGUGCCACCUCAUCAGUGCCCAUCAGUGCUGCAUAUCAGUGCAGCCCAUCAACGCACACCAGUGAAGGAGAAAAAUUA